AUGCCUCUGGAUUGUUCCUCAGUCAGAAGAAAUACAUUUUUCGACCUUCUCACGAAUAUACUUGGCUCUAAACCGGUGUCAACACCAAUGUUGACAUCACCAAAACUCUCUGUUAAUUCUGGAACAACUUUAUCUGAUCCAACUGAGUAUAGAAAGGCUGUUGGGAGCGUGCAAUAUUUAGCUUUCACUCGUCCGGAUCUGUCAUAUGCAGUGAAUCACUUGUCUCAAUACAUGCACACACCAACGACAGACCACUGGAGUGCAGUCAAGAGGGUACUGAUAUACUUGUCUGGAACAUUAGACAAUGGCAUUCUUCUUCAGCGAGGUAGCACAUUCUCUUUACACGCUUACUCUGAUGCCCGAUCAUCAGAAAUCAGUGGCCCGAUCAUCUACAAAGGUAGAAUAUAG
This is a messenger RNA of Brassica oleracea var. oleracea, 408 nucleotides long. RefSeq lists its product as uncharacterized. NCBI's taxonomy places the organism in Eukaryota, Viridiplantae, Streptophyta, Magnoliopsida, Brassicales, Brassicaceae. Bases 1 to 408 code for a protein of 135 amino acids. The transcript has a single exon. The record is from RefSeq and is a predicted model, not a curated record.